AUGCUGCCUCUCCGCCCGCCUGCAGCUGUGCGGUGCGCCCGUCGCGCCCUCGCGCAGCGCCGCCAGCUCUCCACGACCCCGGCGCUGCUCUCCCCAGCGCUGCCCACCUCCACCCCGUCCUCCACCUCCGCAUCCACCCCCCCCUCCCCCCCGGCCACCGUCUUCUCCGGCAUCCAGCCCACCGGCGUCCCACACCUCGGCAACUACCUGGGCGCCCUGCGCCAGUGGGUGCGCCUGCAGGACGCCGCCGCGCCCGACUCGUCGCUCCUGUUCUCCAUCGUCGACCUGCACGCCAUCACCGUCGCGCAGGACCCGCGCGCCCUGUGCCAAUGGCGCCGCGAGAUGCUGGCCAGUCUGCUCGCCGUCGGCCUCGACCCCGCGCGCUGCAUCAUCUUUGCCCAGAGCAGCGUCAAGCAGCACGCGGAGCUCAUGUGGAUCCUCAGCUGCGGCGCCUCCAUGGGCUACCUGGGCCGCAUGACGCAGUGGAAGAGCAAGAUGAACCUGCCUGACAACGCCUCGCCGCUUGCCGCCUCCAAGGACCAGCUCAAGCUCGGCCUCUUCUCCUACCCGGUUCUGCAGGCCGCCGACAUCCUGCUGUACAACACCACCCACGUCCCCGUUGGCGAGGAUCAGGCCCAGCACCUCGAGUUCACCCGCGAGCUGGCCAUCGGCUUCAACCACCUAUACGGGCCCCUCCUGACCGUCCCCGAGACGCUGCUGAGCCCUGCAAAGCGCCUCAUGAGCUUGGUCGAGCCCACCAAGAAGAUGAGCAAGAGCGACCCGCGGCCCAAGAGCCGCAUCCUGAUCACCGACUCGCGCGACACCAUACACAGCAAGCUCAAGUCAGCCCUCACAGACUCCAUCGAGGGCGUGACUUACGACCGCCACGCCCGGCCUGGCGUGACCAAUCUGAUCGACCUGAUCUAUCACUUCGAUCAGGCGGGCGCUACGUCGCCCGAGGAGCUAGCCCGAGACUUCAAGAACCUGAGCAUGCGCUCCCUGAAAGAAAAGGCUGCUGACACUGUAGAAAAAAGCAUCGGCCCCAUAAGGGCACGAUACGAAGAGUUGAUGGCAGGCGAUCAACGGGAGCUUGUCACACAUGCUGAAAACGGCGCCAGCAAGGCGGCAGUCAUCGCUGAGUCCACCAUGCACAGAAUACGUAACGCCAUGGGUUUAGGAUGGUGAACGAGCUCUACGACCAGCCUGUUCCAUCGUUUCUUCGAAAGAAUAAUGUGCGUCAUGAACACUCGCGUUCCUCACAUACUCCUAUAUCAGAUCAUCUACGGUGGCGGAACAGUAGAAGCAGUGGGAUCAUAGCUCGGUACGCAAAAAGA
Boeremia exigua is the source of this 1334-nucleotide messenger RNA. RefSeq names its product tryptophanyl-tRNA synthetase. The record is from RefSeq and is a predicted model, not a curated record. The coding region runs from base 1 to 1185 and encodes 394 amino acids. Lineage: Eukaryota; Fungi; Ascomycota; Dothideomycetes; Pleosporales; Didymellaceae. Gene Ontology annotation, biological process: mitochondrial tryptophanyl-tRNA aminoacylation. The transcript has a single exon. Gene Ontology annotation, cellular component: mitochondrion; mitochondrial matrix. Gene Ontology annotation, molecular function: tryptophan-tRNA ligase activity; ATP binding.